GGAAGCAAUGUGGAUAGCAGCUGUGUGCUGCGGGAAUCCCGGCGCAGGAAGACAGUUUGGCAGGCCUGGCAAAAGAAGGCCCUGCUAUCAGCUUUCAGCAAGAACAAAUACCCGAGCUUCUGGGACAGGCAGGAACUGGCCAGGCAAAUACAGCUCCCUGCGUCCCGCAUCCGAGUGUGGUUUCAGAACCAAAGAAGUCGCACUGGAGAGGUGAGGCACGGCCCAAAGCGGUCCAGCAGAGGCUCCAUUCCGCUAGCCUCCCAAGAGCUCGAGGAAGGGUUUGGCUCCAGGUCACAAGGUAGCAGCAUGCCCUCGGACAGCAAAAGGCCUCGCACUCGACUCAACUUGCAACAGCGCAGGAUCCUAGUGCAAGCCUUUGAGAGGAACCCGUUGCCAGGCUUUGCUACCAGGGAGCAGCUGGGCCAAAGGACAGGUUUGAAUGAGGACACGAUCCACAUAUGGUUUCAGAACAGAAGAGCGCGGCAAGCCCGCGCUCCAGAUCAAGAUGUGCCUGCUUCACAAGUGCAGGAUGUGGCAACUGGAGGUCUCAGUGGCAAGGAUGAGGCAGCACCGGACAACCUGUUAUUGAUGGCUGCUGCAGGAGGUGUGGGCAUGGAGAACUCGAGCUCCAGCGACCAGCCCCACUUCCACGAAGAGUCCCAGCAUCCCCAAGUGGCACUGCCCGAAGGACGAGGCCAAUCACAGACAGCCACUCAAGCAUACGAGCCAGGAACUCUGGAACUCCUCCUUGAUGAACUGCUGGAAGAAGACCAAGUGGAGGGUGACAGGCCAUUCCCUGUGGAUCUGGAUGGAAAUCCUGGU
Rattus norvegicus (Norway rat) is the source of this 822-nucleotide messenger RNA. RefSeq names its product double homeobox like 1 (gene Duxl1). Lineage: Eukaryota; Metazoa; Chordata; Mammalia; Rodentia; Muridae. The record is from RefSeq and is a predicted model, not a curated record.